Molecule: messenger RNA, 414 nt
Organism: Diversispora eburnea
Lineage: Eukaryota; Fungi; Glomeromycota; Glomeromycetes; Diversisporales; Diversisporaceae
Source: the annotation of a GenBank genome assembly
CAUAUUGGAUUACUGAUAAAACUGUAAGUCGUAUUUUAAACUCAUGCUCUAAUUUACGAUGUUUAGGUAUACCGUAUAGCCGUGGAAAAAUCAAAGAUGCUAGUAUAUUAGUACAAACGCAUCUCAAAUUAGAGUACCUUGAUUUCACUAGUGUUAUGGCUUUUCAAAAUGAUUCUCUUAUUGUAGCUAUUAUCAGAUCUUCUCCAAAUUUAAAACGUUUCAAUAUUUCUCAUAAUGAUAUCGGUGAUGAGUCUGAUUCCGAAUCCGAGUUCGACACUUUUGAUUCUUACACUUCUGAUUUAGACUCUGAUACUUCCGAUUCUGACUCAAAUGAAAAUAAUGAAGAGAAUCCAGAUGAAAACAGUUUUAUUUCUGCAUUCAGUAAUUAUAUCAGUGUAUUGUCAGAUUUAAUAG